Messenger RNA from Schizosaccharomyces japonicus yFS275, 888 nucleotides. RefSeq lists its product as hypothetical. The record is from RefSeq and is a predicted model, not a curated record. Bases 135 to 650 code for a protein of 171 amino acids. The transcript has a single exon. Lineage: Eukaryota; Fungi; Ascomycota; Schizosaccharomycetes; Schizosaccharomycetales; Schizosaccharomycetaceae.
GUUCGUCCAUAAUUUUGAGCUAUAAAAACAAAGGACUCAGCCUAAGGCGAAUUUAAGAUCGCAUUAUAUAUUGGACGAACUAUCACAAGCGAUAUUGUGAACGAUAUUGACAUUCGGUUUAUUAAGAAUUAGCUAUGCCGGAAGAACACGGAAAAACGUACGCAGAAGUACUGAAAGAAACCGCUUCACCUCAGACACGGGAGGAGAAGGCAGCGCCGCCUCCUUUAGAGGUGAAGUCCACCGUUAGUGAUGUCGCUGAAGGUGAAGAAAACACAAAGGUUCAAGUGGUUCCUGAGGAUCAGGCUUCUGAAUACCUCGAAGAGGAAGCUGGCAAUGAGGAGACCUCAGGCUCAGAGCCAGAAAAGAAAAUGAAGAAAAAGAAACGGUCAGAAAAGGUUCAAGACACCGUUCAAGCCAAGUCUGCAUCCAUGCUUGAUUGCUUGAAGAACUGGAUCAUUCCUCUAGACAUUUUCGGAGUCGGUGCAAUCUCAGCUUAUGUUCUCCAGAAACGUCAGGCAGGCACUUUGACGAAACAAGUCCUCUUCACUUGCACAGCCUUAACAGGUGCCCUCAUGGCUACCUCGUACAUUGUUAAGAAAUCGCACAUCCCCGCCAACAGUCCUAAAAGGAAGUCGGGUGGCAGAAAGUAAUCCCUUGAUCAUCAUCCUGCUUCCCUUAAUAGAUUAACGCGAAGCAGAAGAACAAGCGGGCUUCAGAGCUCAACUCCGUGCACCAUCACAUACCAUGUCACACCUGUGCUCCCAUCGACAUUUGUGCCACCUCCUCGCCGAGGGGUGACUUCGUUAACGAAUUUUAUAUUCAAUGAAAUGGAACAAUAAAUAAAGAGAUAGUAAGGUUGCGCGUAUUAGUAAGCCAAACACAACCCUG